Hypoxylon fragiforme is the source of this 1215-nucleotide messenger RNA. RefSeq names its product RTA1 like protein-domain-containing protein. The coding region runs from base 162 to 1073 and encodes 303 amino acids. The transcript is spliced from 5 exons. The record is from RefSeq and is a predicted model, not a curated record. Lineage: Eukaryota; Fungi; Ascomycota; Sordariomycetes; Xylariales; Hypoxylaceae. Gene Ontology annotation, cellular component: fungal-type vacuole; plasma membrane.
GGAUGGGCAUGUAUUUCAGCCCCUUCGAAGACGUAAUGAACCUGCGCAAAACAAACAAGAUUGGCCAAGUUUUGAGUGGGAUGUUAUAUACCUCCCUACAGACUUACACCCUCACGAUAACCCGAGUCUAACAUCCUUCACCACCACUCACCACCCCCAGCAUGUCGAUCAACUUUCCGCCGGGCAUCAUCCCGCCGUACACCAAAGUCUUCGGGCCCGGCGCGAACUGCACGCUCGAAACAUGUCCCAUCGAGCUGAGCGUGUACCGGUACCGGCCCAGCCUCGCGGCCAACAUCACCUUCCUCUGCCUGUACUGCCUCUCGGCGUCCAUCCACCUAUACCUCGGGAUACGGUGGAAGACGUGGUUCUUCAUGGGGUGCAUGCUGCUCGGUGCGGUGAAUGCGGUCUUGGGGUAUGCGGCGCGGAUCGCGAUGUACUAUAACCCGUUUAAUUUUGUGGCGUUUAUGAUACAGAUUGUUUGCGUAACGAGCGGUCCGGUUUACUACUCCGCUGCUAUUUACGUAACGCUUGCUGCGACCAUAAAAAACAUCUCCCCCACCCUCUCCCGCUUCCCCCCCAACCUCUUCUACUGGAUCUUCAUCCCCAGCGACAUCAUCUGCCUGAUCUUCCAAGCCGCGGGCGGCGCCCUCUCCACCGCCUCAUCCGGCACAAGCCAAAUCGGCGUCGACAUGGCCCUCGUCGGCCUCAGCCUGCAGGUCGCCGCCAUGCUCAUCUUCUGCGCCUUCUUCGCCGACUAUCUCGCGCGGUACUUCCGGUCCAGAGCGCGACGACCAGGUUCUAGUCUGACGUUUCGGACGAGGCUGAGGCUGUUUUUUGGUUUCAUGGCGCUGGCGAUUGUGCUGAUUUUGGCGAGGUGUGCGUAUAGGCUGGUGGAGCUCAGAGAGGGGUAUAGCGGGACGCUGAUUUCGGACGAGCCGCUGUUUAUUGGGCUGGAGGGCGUUCUGGUCAUUUCUGCCGUUUUCUUCCUUAUGAUCGGUCAUCCGGGGCUUGUUUUUAGGAAUCAUCAGACCCGGUUGGAUCAAUUUGGACUUGUUGAUGUUCAACCUAAAUGACUUGCUUAAGACCAACAUGAACCAGAAUAAUGCUGAAAGGAAUAGGACGUCCAGUGACAACUUUUGAUAAUUACAAAUUGGCCUGUCAUCAGCACCGUUUAUAAGAAGCUACAGAUAAUACAAAGAGCUGAGAUUUAUAAUG